AUGUCACAAGAACAAGCACAGGUGCAGGCGCAAACGCUUCCUACGGAUUUCAGGGCUUCUCACUAUGAAGUUGAGCUAAGCGAGCUUGAUACCGAUAAGAACACCUUCAUCGGGUGUGUUAGCAUCCACAUCAAGACCAAUAAGCCAAGCGAUACGAUCUCGUUGAACAUGAGAGACAUCGAGAUCGUUUCCGCUGUGGUUGAACGCGAAAAUAACGCAUUGUUGGAGAUGCAAGACAAAACGGUAGAUGCCGAGAAUGAUGUCGUUUCGUUGAAGUUCUCCGAAGUUAUCAGCGUCCCAACUUUCACGCUGAAGAUCAACUACAAGGGUAUCAUCCAGACCAACAUGUCGGGAUUCUACCGUUCUGAUUACACUGAUGUGGCCACUGGUGAAAAGAAGGCGAUGUUUUCUACGCAAUUCGAGGCUACUGAUGCUCGUAGAGCGUUCCCCUGUUUCGACGAGCCUUCGUUGAAGGCUACGUUCGAUAUUUGCAUUAUCGCACACGAAAAGUACACCGUGUUGGCCAAUAUGCCAUUGAAGUCCUCCAAGAAACUGCAAGAAUCUGACCAGAUCAGCUACAGAUUCCACACUACUCCGUUGAUGUCAACUUACUUGGUCGCCUGGGCCAUCGGUGAAUUCGACUAUAUCGAGUCCGAAACCGAAAAGGACAUAUACCCUACCAUCGACAACUACAACACCCAAGAUGGUUCGUCUUCCACACACGGCAAGUUGCCAAUCAAGGUGUACACCGCCAAGGGCAAGGCUAACCAGGGUCAAUUCGCCCUUUCUGUCGCUAAAAAAGUCAUCGACUUCUUUUCCGAAUCCUUCGAGAUCCCAUACCCAUUGCCAAAAUUGGAUUUACUUUGUGUGGAGUCCUACUCGCACAACGCAAUGGAGAAUUUCUCUUUGAUUACGUUCAGACCUUCCGCUUUGUUGUACGACGGUGAUCUAGCCGAGGCAGAUGCCGCCGCUUUGCAAAAGAUUGCCUACGUUGUCUCGCACGAAAUUGCUCACCAAUGGUUCGGUAACCUUGUCACGAUGAAAUGGUGGGAUGAGCUAUGGUUGAACGAGGGUUUCGCUACAUGGAUCGGUUAUUUGGCCGUCGAAAAGUUCUUCCCUAACUGGGAUGUCCCAUCUAUGGUCAUGCUUCAAUCUCACGAAGUUGCUUUGGAAUUGGACUCCUUGAAGGAAUCGCACCCAAUCAAGGUUGCUGUCAGAAACGCCAAAGAUAUUGACCAAGUCUUUGACUCAAUCUCUUACCUCAAGGGGUGCUCCAUUCUUGAAAUGGUCGGUGGCUUCUUGGGCCAAGACGUUUUCUUAAAAGGUGUUGCUUUGUACUUGAAGAGACACAAGUUCUCCAACGCUACCAUGGAAGACUUGUUCAACUGUAUUGGUGAAUAUUCCGGUGUUGAAGUUCUAGAACGUUGCAAGAACUGGAUCUUGACUAUCGGUUAUCCAGUCGUUACCGUCUCCGAAUCUGAAGACCCAGAGAAGUUGACGCUAACUCAAGAAAGAUUCUUGUCCGGUGGUAAACCAAAACCAGAAGAAAACACUACGAAAUGGUGGAUUCCUUUGAUGCCUUCAGAAGGCGACUUCAAAAUCGACUUCUCUGAAGAAAUUACCCAGGUACCAAAGAGUGCUUUCAACCACUUUAACUCUGACGCUUUAGGAUUCUACCGUGUCAAAUACAACGGAGAAAACCUAUUCAAAGCUCUACUCUCCAAUUUGGAGAAGCUAUCAUCCAGAGGCAAAAUGGGUCUCGUCUCUGAUCUCGAAGUUACAGGUUCAGUGCAAGAUCUCUUAACUUUGAUUUCGGAAUUUUCAAAGACCCAAGAGCCACAAGAAUACUACGUGUGGUCAAUCAUCUUCGAAUCGUUGAAGAGAAUGAAGUCCCUUUUGUCUUCUGAUGCAACCGUGAAGCAAGCUUUGAAUGACUUCACCUUGGAAUUGAUAAAACCAUCAGAAGAAAAACUCUUGGAAUAUCUCGACCAACAUAAGACCAACUCCUUCAACAAGAGUCCAGAAUCUUUCUUGAGCAACCAGUUCUUCGAAUUGCUUGCUUUGGUGGCUGGCGGUGCAUCACACCCAGAAACUGUUUCGAAGUGCAGAGAAAUGUACGCAAGCAAAUCAUACUCUCCUGCAUUUAGAAAUGUCUUGCUACAAAUCGUUCUCUGCCAACCUGACACUACCAAGGAAGUUGUAGAAUCUGUUUUGAAGGAAUUGGAAACUGCUACUUUGACUUACAAAGAAAGCUUACUAACUGCCUUAGGUGGGGUUCAAAACGAAGAACUAUUCGACACCGUUUUGAAUUUGUUGUUGACAAUUGAACCAAUGGAUGUUCAAUUUUUAGCCGAUGCAUUAGGAUCCAACGUGUCGAUCCGUUCCAAGUUGUGGGCUUUCAUAAAGGCCAACUAUACCGAAUUGCACAAAAGACUAGCCAUCAAUACCAUUGUCAUUGACAGAUUCUUGAGAUUCUCGAUGAAGGAUCUAAUGGGCGAGGACGUCAAGAAAGAAUUCGAACAAUUCUUUGCUGAUAAGAACUUGGAAGGUUUCGACAGAGGUGUGAGACAAACUUUGGAGAGAAUCGAAAAGAACACUCGCUACUUGAAAACCAACCAAUCCCUAGUCAAAGAAUAUUUCAAGCUUUGA
Messenger RNA from Kluyveromyces marxianus DMKU3-1042, 2649 nucleotides. It is a transcript of the gene APE2, whose product is annotated as M1 family metallopeptidase. Gene Ontology annotation, biological process: peptide catabolic process; proteolysis. Lineage: Eukaryota; Fungi; Ascomycota; Saccharomycetes; Saccharomycetales; Saccharomycetaceae. The record is from RefSeq and is a predicted model, not a curated record. Gene Ontology annotation, cellular component: cytoplasm. Gene Ontology annotation, molecular function: peptide binding; zinc ion binding; metalloaminopeptidase activity. Bases 1 to 2649 code for a protein of 882 amino acids. The transcript has a single exon.